CCUCUCCUUCCUUUCUCUCUCAACCCUUCAUUUUCCUUCCACUCCCCCCAUCGGAAGGUCCUUUCUCAUUCCCGGUGUACUGUAGUCGCGUAUUAUUCCCCCACAGUCACCAUGGUUCUCGCAAAGUCCAAAAAUUCCGUGGGGCUGGGUAACAGCCUCAUGAACGAUCGCUUCGGGAAAGGAAAGGCGUCGAACAUGAAGAAAGCCUCUCACAAUCAGGCCGUCGUACGGAAGGAUAUGAAUGGAGAGACCUAUGUCACCAAUGCAAAGGAAGAAGCCUCCUGGGUGAAGAUGCGCAGUAUCACCGAACAAGCCGCACUGGAUGAGUUCCUGAGUACUGCUGAACUGGCGGGCACCGAUUUCACUGCCGAGAAGAUGAACAACGUGAAGAUCAUCCAUGCCGAUCAGAAGAACCCUUACCUUCUUUCCGCAUCAGAGGAGAGGUCAGCUGUUAAGAAACAUCAGAAGAAUAAAGGGCGACUGACCGUUCCGAGACGGCCGAAGUGGGAUCAGUCGACAACGCGGCAACAGCUGGAGCUGAUGGAGAGAGAGAGUUUCUUAAAUUGGCGCAGAGGACUGGCUGAACUUCAGGAGAAUCAUGAUAUUUUGAUGACGCCGUUUGAACGGAACUUGGAAGUUUGGAGACAGCUUUGGCGUGUCAUUGAACGGUCGGAUCUAGUCGUGCAGAUUGUCGACGCUCGAAACCCGUUACAUUUCCGGUCGGAGGAUCUGGAGGCAUAUGUGAAGGAGAUUAACCCCAAGAAGAGGAAUCUUCUACUCGUCAACAAGGCAGAUAUGUUGACUGAGAAGCAACGAGAGGCCUGGGCGGACUAUUUCGAGCGCAACAACAUCAAUUUCCGGUUCUUCUCAGCUCACCUAGCGAAGGAGAAAAUUGAGGCUCAACUUUUGGAACAAUCAAGUGAGAGUGAAGAUGAAGAGGUUGCGGAGAAACUGGCCGAAACGACUAUUGAGGAACAGUCAACUCAAUCGACCGAAAGCCCGCAAGAGGAGCAUGACGGUGGAUUGGAACUUCCUGGCUCGAGCAAACCUCGGAGAACCGAAAUUCUUGACGUCGAAGAAUUAGAAGAGCUCUUCCUUUCCAACAGCCCCGACACCCUCCCUGAAAAUGACGACCCAGAGCACCCAAGAAAGCAGAAGACCGUCAUUGGUCUUGUCGGUUACCCUAACGUCGGUAAAUCCAGCACAAUCAACGCCCUCCUCGGAGCCAAGAAGGUUUCGGUGUCCGCCACACCCGGUAAGACGAAGCAUUUCCAGACCCUAUAUCUCUCGCCAGAGAUCAUGCUCUGCGAUUGUCCCGGUCUUGUGUUCCCCAACUUCGCGACGACCAAGGCAGACCUGGUUGUCAACGGUGUGCUUCCCAUCGACCAGCAGCGGGAAUUCACCGGCCCAGCAACUAUCAUUGCUCAGCGUGUUCCACAACAUUUCCUCGAGAACGUCUACGGAGUCAAGAUCUUGACUCGUCCCAUCGAAGAAGGUGGCACGGGUACCCCUACCGGCAGCGAGCUUCUCCGAGCCUAUGCCCGCGCCCGUGGUUUCUCUACCCAAGGUUUGGGCCAGCCCGACGAGUCCCGCGCAGCCCGUUACAUCCUGAAGGACUACGUCAACGGUAAAAUCAUCUUCUGCCACCCACCCCCAGUCCCAGAGGGCGAAGCUCCCAUCGACCCACAUGAGUUCAACGCCGAACUCUACGACGUGGCACAUCUCCCCGCUAGACGCCAAGAACAGAUCGCCAAAGCGAUGCUGGCCGAACAAAUGACCGAGGAGGGCAUCGACGCCGAUAUCCUUUCCCUAUCCGGUCCUAAGAAACCGGUGGGAGGCGUCCGCUCCCGCAACCUCGACACGGGCUUCUUCGGCGACGGGUCGAAAGGCUCCGCCGGCCGUCUCACCCUUCCCUUCAACUCCCAGUACACCAACCAAGGCCAGGAAAUGCGCAAGCAGCUGACCGGUCGUAGGGAGCGACUGAUGGUUGCCCUAGAACGCGGUAUCGACGUGUCCGAAGUGCGCGGCGGCAGCUCGAAGAAGCAUUUCAAGGGCAACAAGAAGCAGGCGAAGAAGAAGCGCGUGGCGGCUGAGGACGAUGAUUAUUGAUUCAUUUCUAUCUGACUCGCGGGCGAGUGGGUUAAUGUUGCCUGUGGUUGAUGAAUGAGUACUUGCAUUUACCCCCUUUUUCUGUGUUUUCUGUUCGUUGCAUUUAAGAAAAGUUAUCAUGAUCUCGGUUUGACCUUUUUUGUUUCUUCGCCCUUUAUGAUGACAUUCCGUAUAUAUGUAGGGUUGGUGUUGAUGUUCAUGAAUCAUGACCGUUUAAAUCAAAUCAAAUUCUUACCA
Messenger RNA from Aspergillus alliaceus, 2346 nucleotides. Its product is annotated as ribosome biogenesis GTPase LSG1. The record is from RefSeq and is a predicted model, not a curated record. The coding region runs from base 112 to 2109 and encodes 665 amino acids. Gene Ontology annotation, biological process: ribosomal subunit export from nucleus. The transcript has a single exon. Gene Ontology annotation, molecular function: GTP binding; GTPase activity. Gene Ontology annotation, cellular component: cytosol. NCBI's taxonomy places the organism in Eukaryota, Fungi, Ascomycota, Eurotiomycetes, Eurotiales, Aspergillaceae.